AGAAACCCAAAAGACAUAAACACACAAUGGAAGCAUACAUACAAACGUUGUCAGAGAUAUGACCACUGCUUCUGCUCUUCCAACUGUUUCCCUUACACCACCCAUCACCGCCGGCGCCGUCAACCACCGUACUUGCCACGUCACCCUCUCCAACCACCGCCACCGCCGUCUUUUCCCAGUACAAGUAGCAAAUGACUCUAAAGCCACUGAGGUGUCUCCUGAUCGUAUCGUUGAAAAGUCAGAGGCUGACAAAAUUGUUGAUGGUAUGGAGUUUGGUGAAUUAUGCAAUGAGUUUGAAUGUAUUAGCAGCCCUUCUGUUGAAGCUACUGCUAGACAACUUGUUCGUGACAUUCUAGAGCUUCGGGAGGGUAAUCGUGCUCUUGGAACUUAUGCUACUUCAGUAAAGUAUAAGGAUCCAGUCAGAAGCUUUACUGGCCGUGAUAAAUACAAGAGACCACUAUGGUCAACGGAUGCACUAGAUAAACCUAAUGUGACUGUGCAGGAGAUGUCUAUGUUGUCUACCAGUCUAUUGAAUAUAAAAUGGACUUUAAAAGGGAACCCUAAAAAUCCGCUAGCUAGUGUAGGAGGUCCCGUGAUUCUCAGGAUUGACUCUCGUUACACACUCAACCAAAUUAGUGGUCAAGUUAUCGAGCAUGAAGAGCUUUGGGAUUUAUCUUCAUCAUCAACCAUCGCUCAGGCGUAUUUUUGGGCUUCACGCCGUCUAUUUUCCAUAGUUGAGUCUACAAAAGAUCUUUCUGACUCUCUCAAGAAUUUUUCAAGCCGUUUUUCUACCAAAAAAGAGAAUUUGGAGAUCUAUCCAGAUCCAUCUGGUGAUCCCACAAAGUUUUUCCAAAGCCAGGAUGACUUUCAAAGAGACGCUUACCAACUGGCAUUGUUUCUUGCACUUCUGUACUUCUUAGUACAGUUUUUGAGGCAGACCUUGUAAAACCAAUGUACGUAUACUAUCAACUGUGUAAAUGUAAUUGCUCACUAUAUAUAUCUUAUAUCUUUUUAUAUAUAAAAGAAUUUAGGCUGUAAGACACGCCUUCACAGUGUUUCUUGUUA
Messenger RNA from Erigeron canadensis, 1065 nucleotides. RefSeq lists its product as uncharacterized. The transcript is spliced from 5 exons. The coding region runs from base 59 to 946 and encodes 295 amino acids. Gene Ontology annotation, cellular component: chloroplast. Lineage: Eukaryota; Viridiplantae; Streptophyta; Magnoliopsida; Asterales; Asteraceae. The record is from RefSeq and is a predicted model, not a curated record.